UUAUAAGUCAAAAUUACGAUGAAAGUUAUGUUUAUAUAGGCCCUUGACAAUGUACUUUAGUGUGUAAUAACUACCUGUGGAAAUGUCGGGGAUUGUAAAGAUAGGUAUUUUGUAAUAUGUAACUGCGUAUGCUACUAUUGCAAUCAUUGUACAAGAAAUUGUUUUAUAUAAAAAGAAAAUAAAAUAUAACAGGAGCAAACUACUGGUUUCAGCUGACUGUUGAAGCCUAUUUGGUCCGAUCUUGACACCCGACCUCAUGACGCCCAGGUCAGACUGUUGCCUCACCACAUUGCUUUUAUUACGAGUAGCUAUAGAUAACACAUCUUGAUUAGAACGUACACGCUUAGCAUGGUGUGCGGAUUUACCAAUGCGGUUAAAAAUAUAUUUUUAUUUAUUUUAUUAUAUUAUAUUAAUAAAUACGAAUAUAACAAUACCUCAGAUUGUUGGAACCGGAGUUUUAACUGAAAUAUCACUAAAUGCCUGAACAUUGCAAUGUUGCACCUUGUCUGUGAAAAUCCGUAUCCAACUAGGAUAUUAUUUUCAGGCGCUGAACAAAGUAGUUAUAAUUCGUUCUCAGGUAAUGAUAUUUAAUAGUACAUCGAUUGAAAGUGCAUGUUAGGCAAAAUAAUAAGUUUCCAGUCAUAUAACAUUUAUAGGAAAACUAUUCUUUGUUAUCUAAGUCAAAGAAAACAAGACUAUGUGAUUGUACGGGAUCGUAAUGUUUUGAAGCAACUUUAAACGUAAAACUGAAUCAUAUAAUAAUGUGUUUGUUUAAUAAUUUAAAUAACAUGAAAAUCACUAUAUAUUAGUGUAAUGUGUGGUGUGUGGACACACGCCGCUGCGCCGACGCAGACGCGUUUGACAGCGGAGCGAGGCGCGCGCGCCGCCCGCACAUGCAACACGCACGCACACAGCCGCGACACGCCGCGACUUACAUUAUAAAAUACAGUGUAGUGAUCAUGAACACAUAUUACUUUUAACAUAGUUUGAUGCUGCGCAGUGGUGACAACCAGUGCAGCAGCCUUUGAACCGCCGCCGCUAGCCGUCGCCAUGGUUACCAAGGAAACAAGCGUCAAAGUGUCAGAUGAGAGCGGCAAGGAGAGCCAGUUCAACCUGGACGGCAUCCUGAGCGAGCUGGGCAGCUUCGGCAAGUACCAGCUGCUGCUGCUGCUCCUGCUCGCCUUCCGAGACUCGUUCCUCGCCAUGUGCAACUUCAACUAUGUCUUCACAGCCGCUGAAGUCGAUUUCAGAUGUGCGGUCCCGGAGUGCGAGGCACUGGACUCGCGGUUCAACGCGUCGUGGAUGCCGUACGCGCUCACGAACGAAACCAACACCUGCUAUAGAAUGACGCCUUAUGACGAGGCCACGCAUAACAGCUCCAUGCUGAGCCAGCAAUACACGUGUGCGCCGGAGAACUUCUCCUGGAACAAGACCAAGCGCUGCGAGAAGGUCAUUUAUGAAGACUACAACAGUAUCGUCGCUGAAUUCGACCUCGGGUGUCAGCCGUGGAAGCGGACCCUCAUCGGCACCGUCCACAACCUGGGACUCGUGUUCUCAUUUGUUAUCUCCGGACUUAUAUCAGACAAAUACGGUCGUAAGGUGAUAAUAGUGGGCACGCCGCUGGUGGUGGGCGUGGCCGGCCUCAUCAAGUCCUUCUCCGUCAACUACUGGAUGCUGCUGGUUUUCGAGUUCCUCGAGACCGCACUCGGCUACGGGAAUGCCUCCAUGGUUCUAUCUUUAGAGACCGUGAGCCAGAAGCGUCGCGUGAUGUUCUCGUGCAUCUCGGACAUCCUGGCCAGCAUCGGCAGCGCGUUCUUCGGGCUGAUCGCGUGGAAGAUCCCCUACUGGCGCCACAUGAUGCGUGCCAUCUACGCGCCGCUGCUCGUCGUCGUCUUCUACAUCUUCCUCGUGGACGAGGGUGUCAGGUGGCUGCUGGCGCACAACAAGAAUGAUGAAGCCGUCAGAGUGCUGAACAAAGUCGCCAAGAUCAAUAAUAUACAGCUCUCGAACAAAGCCAAGCAAAUGUUAAAAACUAUAGCUGGAGAGAGCAGCAAGAAUGAUGAGGAUGGUGAGAAGAGAUCCCAGUCGGAGCAGCCCCACCUGCUGUCCGUGCUCCGCUCGCGCACGAUCCUGCUGCGCGUGCUGCUGAUCGCGGCGUGCUUCAUCUGCUGCACGUUCGUUUACAACGGCACCAUCAUCAACUCGACCAGCGUGUCCGGCAACAAGUACCUGAACUUCUCUGCGCUGCUGCUGGUCUCCGUACCCACCAGGAUCAUCACCGCGCUCACACUCACGAGGUUCGGCAGGAAGACCCCCAUCUGUGUCGCCUACACCUUGUGCUGUAUAUUCUUUAUUUCCUCCGCCUUUGUGCCCAAGUCGAUCUGGUGGGCGUCGGUGCUGUUUUAUCUGGUGGGCAAGAUGUGCAGCAGCUACGGCGUGUUCUCCAUGUAUGUGGUGGCCAUGGAGGUGUUCCCCACCACGUCGCGCAACUCGCUCACCAACAUCGCCAACACUGUCGGCCGCCUCGGCUCUGUGCUGGCUCCGCAGGCGCCGCUGCUGGAGAAGUACAUGUCUGGUCUGCCGAGCAUAGUGUUCGGUAUCGUGGCGCUGGGCCCGGCGGUGCUGGCGCUGCUGCUGCCGGACACGAGCCGCGCCGCGCUGCCCGACGACGUGCUCGACGCCGAGAACCUCGACCACCAGCCCGAGGACGAGCCCGCCGGGGACGUCACCAGGGACGACCUGCCCAGGGUCGCCGUCACCCUCACCAAAGAUAAAGAAGCUCAGUGAUGUGUAGUUCAUAAUAACAGUAACGACAAAUAAUAGUGAGGAGUGACGCGCAACGCAACUGUCAAGGACUCAUGUAGUGACGUCAUCUCUUCUGAUCGACUGGUUCAAGCCGAAUCUCAAAAAAACUUUCAUAGAACCUAUCGUCUUGUAUUAUAAGAUGUCGGACUCGUAUUACCUAAUUACGGACUCUAUAAAGGUUUAAGCUUAGUGUGAUAUCAUGUAGGCAAUAAGGUUUUUGUGAUAUUUGGUUAUUGGAAGCCGUUAGGAUAAAGUUACCUUAUAGAGCAACGGUGACAGUAAAUACAUGCAAGCAUUGAAUAAAAUU
Molecule: messenger RNA, 3112 nt
Organism: Trichoplusia ni (cabbage looper)
Lineage: Eukaryota; Metazoa; Arthropoda; Insecta; Lepidoptera; Noctuidae
Product: organic cation transporter protein-like
Exons: 10
Coding region: 1051-2787 (578 amino acids)
Biological process (GO): transmembrane transport
Cellular component (GO): membrane
Molecular function (GO): transmembrane transporter activity
Source: RefSeq, a predicted model, not a curated record